Schizosaccharomyces octosporus yFS286 is the source of this 4075-nucleotide messenger RNA. RefSeq names its product mRNA export receptor. Gene Ontology annotation, molecular function: RNA binding; protein binding. Gene Ontology annotation, cellular component: nucleus. Lineage: Eukaryota; Fungi; Ascomycota; Schizosaccharomycetes; Schizosaccharomycetales; Schizosaccharomycetaceae. The record is from RefSeq and is a predicted model, not a curated record. The coding region runs from base 686 to 2491 and encodes 601 amino acids. Gene Ontology annotation, biological process: poly(A)+ mRNA export from nucleus. The transcript has a single exon.
ACCUUCAAAAUUCACUUAUUAAAUGAUUUUCUGAACAAAACAUUUCUUUCUCCUUUGUAUCGUACCAUAACUAACAAUAGGAACUAACUAUAAAAAGACAUUUCUGAACCACCGAUCCACAAUGACCCGUUUAUAUUUAACAGGUCACUGUAUGGAUGCUAAGACGUCCAUUUGACUCUGGCCCACGACUGACGCUCAAACCAUUCCAUGGUAUUUAACGAAAAGCGAGCAACACGAAUGUGGGCGUCGGUAUAUAACCGCACGAUAGUGUAAAAGUUGGGUUUGUCUGCACUUAUAUAGUCGCUGAGGAGUGACUGUUUUCUUAACCCUACCCUAUUAGAAAGGAUAAACAGGAAUGGACCCGUGAAUGGAAAAGGCUGGUACUUGCGAUUAUGAUGAAGGAAUAUUCACUAGUAUGAUUACACAUAGGUCCUACUAAACCGAAAAUUUGAGAAUGUUGGAUAUGUCCAAAGAAUAUCCUGACAUAAUCGUUUGUGAUUGUAAACGAAACUUGUAACCAUGGUUUUCCUUGUAUAAUUUUCAUCAUGCUCGCUUAGAUGAGUAGUUUAAUAUGGGUAAGCUAUACUCGGUUUUAAACGAGGAAGGAAAUGUCGGACCUUCACCUUAAGCCUAGAACGGUUUUGCACUUUACCAAAUUCUCAACAUUUCUGUUGGAAUUGUGAGAAUGCUGCGUAGGAAGCGUGAUCGCAAAAAUGCUGCCAAGGAAAAUGAAAUGGCAAUCGAUAAACCAUUAGAAGUUAAGCGAGCACCUACCAAAAACCGCCCACAUCAUGAACCUCCAGUAUCUGUUGUCAUCACAGGUCAUUCAAAAGCUUCAGAAGAUGAUUUGAUCAGUUUUGUUUGGAGAAAAGCAAAAGUACGUCUUAUGAAUCUCGUUCUUACUCCCGCUUCUGCUACAGCAGUUGUGAGAAGUCAGGAUUUUGCAAAGCUAAAUGGAUUGAACGGUACUGCCUUUGCUGGUGAUCGACUGGCCAUUCGAAGUAUCACUGGAUCUUCUCCCGCUGCUUCUGCAUUGAAAAAAUCAAAAUCGAAGCGACCACGUCAGUUGGCUUCCUCAAGAUCAACGUCUGCUUUGCGUUCUCUUUCUUCUUCUUCACAACCAGCCGAUCAGGCAAAAAGCUCGUCAGCACCACCAUCUUCUUCUACAAGCAAUACUAUUGAGAAGUUGAAGCAAUUCCUUGUGUCUCGUUACCAUUCUGAAAGUAAGUUCUUAGAUCUAGGGAGUUUACAACAGGAUGCUCUUUUGAAAGAAAUGGGAAUUCUGGCAGAAGCUUCUACAAAAAGUAAAAUGUUUCCUGCUUUAAUGAAGGUUGCAUCGCUUCAAUUUUCUGAUGUUAUAUCGGUCAAUCUAUCUGAUAAUAACAUUGACUCCGUAGCUUCGGUCACCACUCUUGCACAGACUUGGCCUCAUUUGUUAAAUUUGAGUCUCGCGAAUAAUCGAAUUUCCACACUCAAAGACCUGGAGCCUUGGGCCCCCAAAACGAAAUUUCCAGAUUUGCAAGAGUUGGUCUUAGUAGGUAAUCCAAUAUCUCAAACCACCUAUGCAAACCAACUUUUGCAAUAUCAAUCGGAGAUGGUUACAAGAUUUCCCAAACUCCGAUUACUUGAUGGGAAUCCUAUUCUCCCAGAAGUUUUGGCUGCUCAUACUUCUUUACCUUUUCCAGCCUUUCCGCCCUUCUUUGACAAACCCGAAACUCAGCAGCUCAUCUAUCCUUUUCUUGAGGCUUUUUUUAAAGGUUGGGAUUCCGAUCGUGCAGCUGUUAUUCGGCAGGUAUAUAGCCCUCAGGCUACGUUUUCCGUUUCUUUAAACUCAAGCAACAUUCGGUCUAAGGCUCCAUCUUCUAAAUCUGAUUCGUUGAAAUGGGGCAUUUACAAAAAGAAAAGUAGAAAUCUAUUACAUGUGCGAUCAAUUGAUGAACAGUCAUCACGGUCGCACACUGGACAAGAAGCCAUCGUUGCCGCCGGAAACGCCUUACCCAAAACUCGACAUGAUAUGUCGGAUUCUUCACAAUGGCUAAUUGAAGGAUGGAAUUUGAUACUUCCUUCUAUUGGAAGCGCUAUUAAAAUAAUAGUACAUGGAAAAUUUGAAGAACCUCAAAAUAAAAACCUCACAAGAAAUUUUGAUCGUGUCAUCGUCAUAUUACCUGGUGGACCCACAGGUGUCUUAGUUGUCAACGACAUGUUAAUUGUGCGCUCCUACGUUGGGUCAUUCUCUUGGAUUUCUCAAACGAAUCCUACUCCAAAUCCUGUACCAAAUACGUCUCCGCAAAUGCAGCAGGCUGGUCCAGCUGCAUUACCUACCCAAGACAUGCAACAACAAAUGGUUAUGAAGCUCAAGCUGGAGACGGGAUUGAACGAUCAUUUUUCUAGAAUGUGCUGUGAGCAGAAUAAUUGGAACUAUUCACAAGCCAUGACUUCAUUUUUAGAAUUAAAAAACCAAGGAGUCAUUCCGCCGGAAGCAUUUGCUUAGAUUUUUGGGUAUGGAAAGUAGGAUUAUCUUCAUUCGGGAAAGAUUACGAGAAAAGUGAUUAUAUAUUUAUGAACAUCUAUUUACAACAUGGUCGUGGUCUAAAGUAAAACAAAAUAAUGCAAUAAUGUAAAAAAUAAAUAACGUAAAGCCCUGCUUUUUUAUCUGCUAAAGUAAGAUACUAAUCUGGUCCUCAUCCUCAAUUUCUAGAUUUUCCAAAGUAUCCUUUGGUUCUAACCAAUCUCCUUCAAAUUCUAGUCGUAUGCCCUCAUGAAACGAAAUUUCUGUUUGAUUACAAUACUUUCGAAUGAUAUCUUCUACCGAAGUAUUCACAGGUAUCGAAAGGCGGACAUCUUGUCCUUUUUUGGGUCGAACCAAAAUAGAUAUAAUUCGUUUCAAAGGAAUUUCUUUUGGCUCUUCGCUUGAAAGAAGCUUAGCUUCUUCUUGCGCCCUUUGCUGCUGAAGGAGUUCAUAGUCUUCCUUGUGAUAGGCGUGGAUUACCAAUCGAGUAUCUAUUUUCAACAUUCCAGCACCUUUAGGGGUACCAAAAUCCCAAAGCUUUCGAUUUUGGAAGACAAAAACAACAUCUUGAAUGCGCUUUCUCGCCGUGUAUGCAUCUCGUACCCGGCGAAACUGUUGGUUAGAUUUUACCUUAAAGAGAAGUGGUGAUUCCCAAUCCGACGGUAGAAACGUGGUACUUCCAGGGACCUUUUGUCCAAUGAUAGCCAAUUGUAAUAUAACUGGUACGUGGUCUAUUUGUGGUGAAGCGAGCGGUUCAUUUGGAGCCAGGUUUGACGAGUCAGUUUGGGGUAGGCUAUGAGUCCUCAAUCCGGAAGCAGUAGCUGUAGUGUCAGCAUUUUUGGAGGGGCUAAUAUCACGUAAGCGAAUAUUUGCAUUAGACUCCGUUUGAUCCUUUGAUACAUUUCGAAAUUCUUUCACUUGACGAUCUAACUCUUCAAGUCGUUUAGUAAAGUCAUCAUCGAGAAAAGGAGUUGGUGGUGUAUCAACGGUGUUGAGGCUAUUGCUGCGAAUAACAGAAGUGGCGGCUCUCGUCGCAUAAGGAUGUAGACCAUGUUCCAAAUCUAUUGAGCCCUCUUUGUUUCUCAAUGGGUCGCCAUCAUGUCUACGUGGAGAACCAGCAGAUAGUAAAGUAGACGAAGCAGUAGGCUCCGUCUCCGCGCUCGUCAGAGUGGACGUCCUAGAGGGAUGUUUACUUUCGGAACGGAUGUGUUUCAGAGGCGGCAUUUCGAAAGAGGGCUCUUGAUCUGAAUUUUCAUCUACAGAUUGUUAGUAAACGAACUUUUUGUGUUGCAACAUUCAAACUUCAACUUACCCGAGUCGGACAAGGAAUGGCUUAAUCGUUUUGUGACAUUCAAAGGCGGCUUUUUAAUUGGUUUUGUAAAAAAUGCUAGAUCAUCAUCAUCUUCCUGCAUCUCAUAGAAUUGAGUAAAAAUGCUCUAUACAACAGUAAUAACUUUUGGUAAAUAAAGAAGUACAGUGUGAUUUGUUAUUGCUUAUAUUGAGGUAUAAGCAAUUACAUUAGUAAAUAAAGAAGAUAAAAAUUAAAUGAAUUUAAAAAAAAAGGUG